Halichondria panicea is the source of this 1068-nucleotide messenger RNA. RefSeq names its product alpha-ketoglutarate-dependent dioxygenase alkB homolog 4-like. Gene Ontology annotation, biological process: demethylation. NCBI's taxonomy places the organism in Eukaryota, Metazoa, Porifera, Demospongiae, Suberitida, Halichondriidae. The transcript is spliced from 2 exons. Gene Ontology annotation, molecular function: oxidoreductase activity; demethylase activity. The record is from RefSeq and is a predicted model, not a curated record. The coding region runs from base 2 to 958 and encodes 318 amino acids.
AAUGCCAAAUGGGUCAAAGUGUAGAUACACUGAAUUGCAAAUGGCUGCUUGUGUGUGUAAGGGAAUCAGAAGCUGUCUAAUCUGUGAGGCUACCAGGCAACCCAGCCAUGAAGCAUCAGUGCCAACCUCCCUAGAGCUAAACAUGUGCUACAAAUGUGGUGCUGUGUUCAGGUACUCCCCAGCCCCACCCCCACAACCCCUCCAGGCAUGCUCCCCUCCCUGUACUGCUGAUGAUGAUGAUAUCAAAGUAUUGCAGCCUGGGACGACUGAUGAAGGCCUUAGAGAUGCUGUGAGUGACUUUAGAGGAGUGGUGGUGGUUAAGGAGUUUGUGAGUGCAGAGGAGGAGUUGUGUAUGGUGGCUGAUAUUGAUCAACAGAGGUGGGCAGACUCUCAGUCAGGUCGAAGGAAACAGGAUUAUGGGCCAAAAGUGAACUUCAAGAGAAAGAAGGUCAAGCUGGGAUCCUUCAAUGGACUGCCAUCAUUCAGCAAACUGUUGCUAGAUAGAAUGCUCUCCACCAUACCUCAACUAGACAGCUUUAAGCCUGUGGAGCUAUGUAACCUUGAGUACACCCCCCACCGUGGAUCAGCCAUCGACCCUCACAGUGAUGACAAUUGGCUGUGGGGGGAACGACUAGUGACUCUCAACCUCCUCGCCUCCACACUCCUCACAUUCUCCACACCCUCACAUCCCACCCACUCACACAUCCCACCACCCUCUCAGUAUGUGGAGCUCCAUGUUCCCCUCCCCCGUCGUUCCCUUCUGAUAGUGAGUGGUCCGGCUAGACACACGUGGCAUCAUUCCAUUAAGAGAGAGAACAUUGCCUCGAGGAGAAUAGCUGUCACAUUGAGGGAGCUAACACCAGAGUUCCUGUCAGGUGGGAGGAGCUAUGAUAGCGUUGGACACGGCCUGCUGGAGAUUGCUCAGAGAUUUGACGGUCAACCUAUAAACUUUGCAUAAGAUUUUGAUAAUUAUUUAUGUACAGAGAUUUCACGUGCAUGACUUAUUGUCUUUAUUAAAAUUUAAAUUGUGUCUAUUAAUUAAUUAAUUAUCAUUAUUAACCAAUAAAA